CCUUACAAGACAAGUGUGUGUUCGUCUGACUGUCUGCUUUUCGCCGCAUAGUGGCCGAAUGGGCAGCCGGUGAGCAAGCCGAAGAAGUAGCCGAACAGUUCGGUACGCCAACUGCACACUCGUCGACGAGUGAUUGAGGCCAAGAGCAUUCCUGUGUCAUGCUCUGGAUGAUCUGAAAAUGGGCAAGAAAAACAAGGCCAAGCAGGCCAACCACAAAAUAAACUUGGCUCCUAGGAAAAUUUCGCCCUUGAAGAGAAAUGAAUUGAAUAAUAUUGCAGAUAAACUAUUGAAAAUAUGCAGCAAUUCUGGUGGAUUGAAAGAAUGGGAUACAUUCACUGAGAUUAACAAGUUACUUGCCAAAGCCGUUGAACUUGAGUCAGAUAUGAGAGUGCCAGUGAAUGAUCGAUCAAAUGCCAUACCAAAGUUCCUUGAGUGGCUUGAGGAAAAUGGAGCUUUGUUUAAAGGGAUCAGCGUUGCCACCUUUGAAGGGUACGAACUUGGCCUUAAGGCUGAGAAAGACUUUGAGGUGGGCGAUAUGCUCAUGGCUAUCCCUCGCAAAACUAUGCUUACCCUGGAGAACGCCCGACUCUCUGAGCUUGGUGUGUUACUCUGCAAAGAUCCAAUGCUGCAGCACAUGCCGAAUGUGGCCCUCUCGCUCCUCCUGCUCCAUGAGAAAUUCAAACCAAACUCUCAUUGGGCACCAUAUAUCGCUCUUCUGCCUUCCGAGUACACCACAGUUUUGUACUUCUCACCUUCAGAGCUGGCUGAUCUAAAAGGGUCUCCAGCACAGGAAGCUGCACUGAAGCAGUGCAGAAAUAUUGCCAGACAGUACGCCUAUUUCAGCAAAAUGUUUCAGAAUAUAUCUGGUCCAGCGUGUGAUCUUCUGAGGGAAGUUUUCACAUACGAACAGUACAGAUGGGCCGUGUCGACUGUGAUGACUCGCCAAAAUUUCGUCAUCAGCUCCGAUGGCAAGAGCAUGGUCAAUGCGCUGAUUCCCCUGUGGGAUCUGUGUAAUCAUGAGCAAGGACGGCUCUCCACUGACUUUUUGCCAGAGAAAGACCACAGCGAGUGCUUAGCUUGGCGGCGGUUCUCGUGCGGCGAGCAGAUUUUCAUCUUCUACGGUGCAAGGCCUAACUCGGAGUUCCUUGUGCACAACGGUUUUGUGCCUGCAGAAAACUUGCACGAUACGCUGGCCGUGCGGCUUGGCAUCAGCCACGCAGAUCCCCUCGGCGACAAGAAGCGAGCCCUUCUUAACACCCUGACGUUGCCCUGCAGUGGCGAGUUCUUGCUGCACGCAGGUCCUGAACCUGUUGAUGCCAAAUUUAGAGCCUUUCUGAGAAUAUUUUCCAUGUCUGAAGAACAACUGGAUCACUGGCUGGCCAAGAAUGAAGGGAGCAAAGAUUUGGAGCAUAAUGACUGUGCCUUGGAUUCUGAGCUUGAAUCAAAGGCAUGGACAUUCCUGAAAACUCGGGUCACCCUUCUGCUUGCCUCAUACAACUCAUCUUUGCAGGAUGAUGAGUUGCUGUUGCAGUCAAGAAGUAUCAACUCGUACAAGAGACUGGCUGUACAACAAAGAGCAGCCGAGAAGAAAAUCUUGCAUGAGACCCUCACCUACGCGCAGCAGAAACUACUUCAGUGAUCUGCUUUUGCGUUUUCCCUUGUCACAACCCAUUGGCCGUGUUUGUUCUUGCAUUGUUAAGUUUUGCCAAACUCAGCAAUUCUACUUGAUCACUGCUUUUCUCGUUAGUUAAUUAGCUGCAUUUAUUUAGCUUACUACUUGAUUGUUACUGCACAGAAAUAGUGUACUAAAUUUGUAUUAUUUAAUCCCUUUGCGUUGCCAUACCAUAAUACCAAGAAAACAUAUCAAACAAGUUUUCUUUACAAUCGAUUGUGAUAUGAUUUGAUUGUAUUUUUAUAUAUUGCAGGAGAUAACUUUCUUGUAUUUGUAAUGCAAUCAAACAAACUUAAGACGCGCCCAAUUCUUUAAAAUUCUCUAUUCUCUUGCUUAACAUUAUCCAUCCCCCCCAAUUCUAUUUGGCCCAAAACAAAUUCGCUUUGUUUGCCAAAUAAGAACUGAUUUGUAAGUUAGACUUCAUUUUCAUUGUAACUUUUCAUACCAUCAAUUAGGCUUUAGCUCUCCGUUCUUGCUUAUUAGAAAAUCAUCUGUAUAUUUUUAUUACUUACACACCCUUGCUUGAGAAUUCUACUGGCACAGUACUUACAUCCUGUAUAGUUCAUCAUAGAAACAUUACUGCAAAAUUUACACAAUGAGAGGCAAACAUUAAAAAAUUAUUAGUUCAUCA
Cloeon dipterum is the source of this 2303-nucleotide messenger RNA. RefSeq names its product SET domain containing 3 (gene Setd3). The record is from RefSeq and is a predicted model, not a curated record. The coding region runs from base 179 to 1639 and encodes 486 amino acids. Gene Ontology annotation, molecular function: protein-L-histidine N-tele-methyltransferase activity; protein-lysine N-methyltransferase activity. NCBI's taxonomy places the organism in Eukaryota, Metazoa, Arthropoda, Insecta, Ephemeroptera, Baetidae. The transcript has 10 exons. Gene Ontology annotation, biological process: actin modification; peptidyl-lysine trimethylation; peptidyl-lysine monomethylation.